Messenger RNA from Osmerus eperlanus (European smelt), 6533 nucleotides. Its product is annotated as G patch domain-containing protein 8-like. Bases 750 to 4775 code for a protein of 1341 amino acids. The record is from RefSeq and is a predicted model, not a curated record. The transcript is spliced from 4 exons. Lineage: Eukaryota; Metazoa; Chordata; Actinopteri; Osmeriformes; Osmeridae. Gene Ontology annotation, cellular component: nucleus.
AUUGGCUCAGUGCAGCCGACCGGCAACAGCAAACACACUAUAACACCAUGCCUGUCUCAGAAUCCGUAUCAGGCGAGGAGAGCCGCUCGUCUAUGCACACACGCAACGGAGAGAGGGACGCGAGGAGCCUCGGCGCGCCGCGACACGCAGCUGAACGCGGUCCAACGCUACAGAACUGCUGCCUCCGCCGCGCACUAAGCCAGCACAUACCACGGGAGAGGACAGAGCGAGGCGAGGAGGAGAGGAGGAGGAGGAGGAGAGAAGGAGUUGAGUUCGGAGCGUAACGAGAGAAGAGGAGGAUCGCGCCGCUGCGAAGACGAGAGACAGUGAGAGUGGGAGAGAGAGAGACAGAGAGAGAGAGAGCCCACACAGCAGCUUGACAGCGCCGUAAAGUGCUUCAGAGAACGACUGCACGCCUCUCCUCAACUCUCUGCUCUUCGCUGCGAUGAGAAACUCUCACUGCUGAAGGAGUGGAGGAGUGGAGGACUGGAGAGUGCGUCUCUCUCGCUCCACACGUGUGUCUGCCUGGCUGAUUGCGGAACACCUGGCCUGUCAAGAAGAAUACUCUAGAACUUUUGAGACCCUCGACUCUGACGUCUGGUGGGCUGUUUUUGAGAGUUAGUCUCGAGAUAAAGUUCAGCUUAGGGAUAGUCAUUAGAUAAAGUUCAGGUUAGGGUUUAUCAUUCGAUGAAGUAGAGGCUAGGGUUAGUUUGUUUUUGCUGUCAUUGCAUGGCAACCCUGGGUUUCUCAUGGCGUGUUACUACAUAGUCAUCAGCUCCACCCAUCUGAGCAACGGACACCUGCGCAACAUCAAAGGGGUGUUCCGAGGACCGCUCCGGGAAAAUGGAACCAGAAACCUGGACUACGCUGAGAGGGAGAGGACGAUGGCGUCCGCUCUGGAGGACCUGAGAGCCAACUUCUACUGCGAGCUGUGUGACAAGCAGUACCUCAAACACCAGGAGUUUGACAACCACAUCAACUCCUACGACCACGCACAUAAACAGAGGCUGAAGGAGCUGAAGCAGCGAGAGUUCGCCAGGAAUGUCGCAUCCAGAAGCCGCAGGGACGACAGGAAACAGGAGAGGGCGCUGCGACGGCUGCACCAGCUAGCAGAGCAGAGGAGGGAGGCAGCAUGUGCUCCAGGGAGUGGGCCCAAGUUCAAGUCAACUACUGUGGCGGUGGAAAGCAGCGUUUGGCACACCUGCAGCCGAGACACCUUCCACAUGGACGCGUGCAGUAGAGAACCCCUGCUGGACGGGCCCUCAGACUGCCAGAACCCCUCCCUCCAAGGGGCGGGGCACCACACCCAGUCCUCCACCAGCCCCUCCCCCAGCUGCAGCUGCAGCAGACAGGCCUCGUGGCCCUCCAGUGGCAAGGUCAAGAGGCAGACGUCCAGACGCAAGGUAGCCUUCUCCAUCUCCCUGCCCAAGAGAGCCUCUCUGAGGCUGGAGCCGUCCGCUGCCGUGUUCUGCGAGAGCAGGGAGGAGGGAGCCAGAGACUGGGCCGGGAGACAGAGAGUCUCCCUGCCUCUCAUGGACCUCCUCUCCUCCCCUGUUGUGGACCACAGCAGGGACACUGAGGAGACGGGACUCGACCACAGCAGGGACACUGAGGAGACAGGUCUUGACCACAGCAGGGACACUGAGGAGACGGGACUCGAACACAGCAGGGACACUGGGGAGACGGGACUCGACCACAGGGAUGACGCUGGCGUACAAAACAAGGACCUCCCUCACCCUGCCCUCUCUCCAGACAGAUGCAAGGUAGGGGUCGCGGGUCAUGGGCCAUCUCAUGGAUGGGAAGCACCAGACCCUGAAAUGUGUGCUCCUGUGUUGGGCUCUGGGGAAGGAGCCAAUCCUCUCAACCUCCCUCCAGGCCCAGCCGUCUCCAACAGCAACACCGCAGCCUCUGACGCUGGUGCCACCACUGCUCUCACAGAGAGCUCAGAGGACUCACUAGCGCACAGCUCUCCUCAGAGCAGCCAGGAAACCAUAGAACCAGAGAGGCAGGAGACCAGAGAGCAUGUCCCUGGAGGAGAGGACAGUUUGCCUGGGGAGGAGAGCCAGCCAGUCAACCUUUCUAUGGAGACGAUCCCCUCUGAGACUCCCUGCUCUUCUCCCCACAACCCAGAGGUACAGAGAUUGACAAGUUCACCUCUCAACAGUCCCAGUAACCCUCCCUGCGGCCCAAGCCAGCCUAUCUCCAGACCCAGCCAGCCUAUCUCUAACUCCAGCCAGCCUCUCUCCAGACACAGCCAGCCUCUCUCCAGACCCAGCAGGCCGUUCUCCUCAGUAGUGAGCCGGGACGGAAGCACGGUGCUCCAGUGGCCGUCAGAGAUGCUGAGCUUCACCCAGACACAGCCCUGCUUGUCUUACAGCUGCAACCCCCUUCUCUUUGACUUCAGGGCCUCUCAGGGAAGGACGAGCCAGUCUUUACCCUCAUUGGCAGAGAAGUCCGACACCAGCCCGGAGGAGCCAAUAGAUAUGGACCGAGAUAGCAAAGAGGCGUGCCUCAACCAGGACCUCAGUCCAGUCAAGAACGCGUGUGAAGAGAGCACGCUCCAGAAGCACCAGGCCUCCCUCAGCAGAUGUGAGCCUUCGGACAGUCACGGCCACUCAUGCCCAAGACGAGCCGAGAGGUGGAGGAGCAGGGACGGCCGCCAUUACAGGAGCCACAGGAAAAAGAAGAGGCGCAGGAGGAGAAGGAGACGACGAGAAGAAAGGCGGGAGGAUUCCGACGGGGGAGCGAGAGAUGUGGGGAAUUGCUGCGCAUUUCAGAGACGAGCCGAGUGUUGGGAGGGACUUGAUAGCCAAUUUAGAGGCCCCACUUCACAGCAAGUGCAGCCAUUAGACAAGUCAAAGCAAUCAGCUCAGAGCGUUGCUGCCGCUGCCGAGGUGGAGGAGGAGGGAGAGAGGGAGGAGGAGGAGAAGAAGGAGCAGCAGCAGCAGCAGAGAGAGGACAUGGAGGAGGGGGAGGGGGGGGAGGAGGGAGGGCUUGGGGCAGGCUUGGCCGAGGAGGUGGGCAGCAGGAGACAGGGCCCAGCAGGAGGUCUAAACGAGCCAGCAGGAAUUCUUUCUGAUGAGACUUCCGUAAACACAGGCCAGGUGCUGGGGAGCCGCAGGGGAGAGCAUUUACUGACAGAACUACAGACAGGUCCAUCACAGACACAAACACGUCUGAAAGAAUCCCAGCCGCCAGAACAGAUGCAGACAGAACUUGCACGGAUAGAGACAGAGCCAUCUCAAACGCACCCGAAACUGACAGCGGAACCACAUACAAGGAUUCUACGGACCGGAGAAGAACAGACAGAUCGACAACUGAGGGAAUUAGAACCUGCGCCCUCGCAACAGCCAUACUUACACGGCUGCCACAAGAGCCCAAACCACCGCCCACCUCCGCAAUCACCUGAGAGAGGAGAGAGUUUGUGUAAUGAAGGGGUGGGCAUGCACAGCGUGCAUGGGGAGACUCUGCUGAGCGUGGGGAGAAAGCGGAGUGCAAGCCGACCAGAGAUGGAAGAGGACUGUGGAGUCAGGACUGGGUCAGGACUGGGGGCCAAGGGCUCCUGUGGUCCAGAGAGAGCUGUGACUGACCUGGGGGCAGGCUCUGGGGCUGGGGGGUCUAAGGGGUCCGGUGGGAUGGGGGCAUGUGCUGAGGCUGGGGCAUCGGGGUGUGUCUGCUGUCAGGACAGUCCCCAUCAAUGGAAGAGACCACGGAUGUACAGUGCCAGACCUCUGAACUCUCCACCUCCCCAGGACACUGGGACAAAGCUUGAUAGAAACGUGGGAGAUCUAGCGAACACAACCACAAAAUGCCUUCAUCUUGGAGAAUCCCUUUGCAGUUCCGGUGCCCAGCUUGCUUCGCAAGAUAGUGUGGUUUCCCCAGCUUGCUCCUCACAGCCCAAGACCAGCUCGGUAUCUCCCCCCUCUCUACCUGUGACUGUCGACCCCUCUCCAGCCUCACCUGACUCCCCCCAAGACAGGGCUAUAGACCAUCCGAGAGGACCUGGGGCAGACCAUGAAAGUCCUCCUGAAAAAGGAGCUGUCUCCCUGUUGGUUCAAACCCCUAGCCACAGUGUCCCCAGUCAGCAACUACCCACCCCCUCCAUCCAAAGACCAUGUAGCCCCUACCAAAGGCCAUCUAGCCCCUUCCACAGAGCUACUAGCCCUGCUUGUACUUACCACAGGUCAGCUAGUCCCUACCAUAGAGCUCCCAGCCCAUAUGCUAAUCCAGCUAGCCCAUAUGCUACCCAAGCUAGCCCAUAUGCUAAUCAAGCCAGCCCGUAUGCUACCCCAUCUAGCCCCUAUGCUAAUUCAGCUAGCCCAUAUGCUACUCCAGCUAGCCCGUAUGCUAGGCCAUGUUUCCACCCCCAGGGUGAGCCGGGCCCAGGAGUGGAGAGGCAUGGCUGCCUGGUUCAGAUCCACACCCACAGGCACCUCCUCCAGCAGGUGUUUCCUGCCAAGAUCAAGGGCGUCCUCCCAGGUUCACCUGUCCAUGUGUCUCCGCCCCCCAUGCUUCACCCUGUCCACCUGACCUCCGGUUCCAUCACCCUCCUCCAACACCACACUGCCUUCCUUCCCCCCCAGCCUCCUCUCUACCCUCAAGUCUGCCCUCCGCCUGCCCCCCCUCCUCCCUACCCCACCCCACCUCAACUCUCUGUGGUGGCCCCCCCUAGUUUGCACCCCAUGACCAUGACCUUUCACCCCCUCCCAGGUCCUCCCCUCUACCCGUCUCUGUUGCAGUCACGCCCCCUCCUCCCUCUGCAACCCAUGUUCUAGCCACGCCCCCUCCACUAGCCACGCUCCCUCCCCUACAACCCAUAUUCUAGUCAAGCCCCCUCUUCUAUCCACGCGCCCUCCCCUGCAACCCAUGUUCUAGCCACGCCCCCUCCUCUAGCCACGCCGAUUCCUUCACCUGCAACCCAUGUUCUAGCCACGCCCCCUCAUCUAGCCACGCCGAUUCCUUCACCUGCAACCCAUGUUCUAGCCACGCCCCCUCCUCUAGCCACGCCGAUUCCUUCACCUGCAACCCAUGUUCUAGCCACGCCCCCUCCUCUAGCCACGCCGAUUCCUUCACCUGCAACCCAUGUUCUAGCCACGCCCCCUCAUCUAGCCACGCCGAUUCCUUCACCUGCAACCCAUGUUCUAGCCACGCCCCCUCAUCUAGCCACGGCCCCUCCUCCCCCUGAAACACAUGUUAUAGCCACGCCUUCUCCUCUACCCACACCCCCUCUUCUAGCGAUGCCCAUUCAUCCCCCUGAAGCCCAUGUUCUAGCCAGUCAGAGCAUGUCACUUAUCUUGGAGUUUUACAGGGAAUGGAGGCGAACAAGAAAACAAGAUUUAAGAGUAGUUCGAGUUUCAACAGUAGACUUGAUUGUUAAAGUGCACAGUAGAGAUAGAGAAGGAGAUGAGGAGACUAUAUGUACAAUUCAGGGGCUAAGUGCUUUUUAUUAUUACUGUUCCGGUUAACAUGUUCCCCUCUGAGAGACAGCCAAGCUGGAGUAACAGAGGAGGAACAUCACGAGAGAUAUCCUACAAUCUGUAGAUUGCUCGAAAAUCCAACCCCUCUAGAAUGCAAUUCCGGUUCAUCAUGAACAGAAGCACAAUAUAACUCAAAUAUAAGCCUUUGUGUAGGUGAUAUGCAUUCUAAAUAUUGUAUUCCAGUGGUCAGAAGGGAUACCCCUUAAGAAAUGUGACCCCAAGCAUUUAUUCACGCAAUGAAAUGUGUCUUAGUGAAGGAGAGGACCUAUCCAGUUUAAACCCUGUAACUCUUAAUAACAACGUGUCACCAUGUUAUUUGGUAGUCGUCUAGGUCAGUGGCUCCCAACCCUGGUCCUCAGGGAACACCUGUCCUGCAUGUUUUAGAUGUUUCCCUGCUCCAACACACCUGAUUCAAAUGAAUGGGUCGUUAUCCAGCUCUGCAGAAGCCUGCUUAUGACCAUUCAUUUGAAGCAGGGAAACAUCUAAAACAUGCAGGUGUUCCCUGAGGACCAGGUUUGGGAACCACUGGUCUAGGUAGCUUGUAGCUCGUUUUCCCUGUUCAGAGGUUUCCCAGUUUGAACUCAAGUGGAAUUAUCAGUCUUGUUAUGGCUACCAUGCAGAGCACCGUCUCACAAGGUGUGUGACGGUGUGAGUCACAUCUGCAGACAGGACAACCAGUCUGUACAUGUAUGUCACGUGUGGGUUAGUCUGCCACCCAUGCAGGCUAAGGGAUAAGUCUGUUGGUUGACCUAGAGAGUAGGUGGGUUAACCAGGUAUCUAGUUAGCAUUAGCCUCCUGGUAGCCCUUUGUGGAGCUGUGUUAGAUUCCUGUCCUAGGUAGCUCAGGUGUUGGGCUGCAUAAUCCUCUAGCUUUAGAGAAAUUGUACAUGUUGUAAACUAGACAUAUUUAUAAUCCACUGCAGAAUUUAUUGUAACAUACAGUUCUGUUUUUAUAGUGAAAUGUAUGCUAUUGUAUUGUUAUUUAGAUAAAAAAUAUGUUUUUACACCAACAUUUGUCAACAGAAUAAUGUUGAAUUAAAAUGAAUAAAGUAGAUAU